Rubroshorea leprosula is the source of this 4045-nucleotide messenger RNA. NCBI's taxonomy places the organism in Eukaryota, Viridiplantae, Streptophyta, Magnoliopsida, Malvales, Dipterocarpaceae. The record is from the annotation of a GenBank genome assembly.
ACAUACUCCCAAUUUCCUUCUUCCUGAUUCCAGAAAGGGGAAAUACCGGAGAUCUUGAGAAAUAGAGAUGGGUUCACUUCAGCCGGCGAAGUCGUUGAUCGGAAAGCACUCAAGUUUCCGGUCACUAAAGGAAGUAGAAUUGGAAUGGGAUCGCCAGUUUGAGGAUCAUCCAUUUGGGGUUGACUACGGUCGCCUCGAAAACGGCCUGGUGUACUAUGUUCGCCGGAAUCCUAAGCCUAAAAUGAGAGCGGCUCUCGCCCUCGCUGUCCAAGCUGGGUCAGUUUUAGAAGAGGAAGAAGAGCGAGGGGUUGCGCAUAUAGUAGAGCAUCUAGCUUUCAGUGCUACUAAGAACUAUGAAAAUCAUGGGAUUGUCAAGUUCCUGGAAAGCAUUGGUGCUCAAUUUGGACCUUGUCACAAUGCAUGGACGUCUUUUGAUGAGACUCUGUAUGAAUUGCUGGUUCCCAUAGACAAGCCGGAACUGCUAUCUCAGGCCAUUUCCAUCUUGGCAGAGUUCAGCACAGAGAUUCGAAUUGCAGAUGAAGAUCUGGAGAAAGAACGGGGAGCUGUCAUGGAGGAGUAUAGGAGUGGCCGAGAUGCUAAUCAAAGAAUUCGGGAUGCAUACUGGAGUUUGUUAAUGGGAGGCUCAAAGUAUGCCGAUCGCUUACCUAUUGGCUUAGAGAAAGUAAUACGAGGUGUUACUUCUAAAACUGCAAAGCAAUUCUAUCAAAAGUGGUAUCAUCUAAGCAAAAUGGCAGUGAUAGCCGUUGGCGAUUUCCCUGAUACAGAGAGUGUUGUUGAGUUGAUAAAGACUCAUUUCAGUCAAAAAACUUCAGCAUCCAACCCUUCACCAGUACCAAAUUUUCAUGUUCCAUCUCAUGAGCAGCCACGCUAUUCAUGUUUUGUGGAUUCUGAAGCUACUGGGUCUGAAGUGAUGAUCAGCUACAAGAUGCCAGUUAAGAAAAUGAAGACCAUAAAAGACUACAGGGAUGGACUUGUGGAAUCCAUGUUCCUAACUGCUUUAAACCAGAGGUUCUCAAAAAUUUCUCGUAGAAAGAAUCCGCCCUAUUUCUCAUGCUCACUAUAUGCAGAUACUCUUGCUCGCCCAGUUAGAGCUUAUAUAAUGUACUCAACGUGUAAAGAAAAAGGAACAUUAAAGGCCCUAGAAUCAAUGCUUACUGAAGUUUCAAGGGCACGACUUCAUGGGUUCUCAGAACAUGAGAUAUCCAUUGUUCGAGCUCUAAUGAUGUCAUGGAUUGAAUCUGCCUAUUUGGAGCGUGAUAAAAGGAAAUCAACCAGCCUGAGAUAUGACUAUGUACAGCACUUCAUCCACAAUGAACCUGUUAUUGGGAUUGAGUAUGAGGCUCAACUCCAGAAAACUAUGCUGCCACAUAUAUCAGCAUCUGAGGUAUCCAAGUAUGCAGAGAAAUUACAAACCUCAUGCAGCUGUGUCAUGAAGAUAGUUGAACCCCAAUCUUCUGCAACAAUCGGUAACCUCAAAAAGGUUGUUUCAGAGGUCAUUAAACUUGAGAUGGAUAGUAACAUUUCUCCAUGGAAUGAUGAGCAAAUUCCCGAAGAAAUUGUAGAUAUAAAGCCAAAUCCAGGGAACAUUGUAAAGCAGCAUGAAUACUCAAAUUUCAGAGCUACUGAACUAAUUCUAUCAAAUGGAAUGGAAGUUUGCUACAAAUGUACAGACUUUUCUAAUGAUCAGAUUAUUUUCUCUGGGUUCUCAUAUGGGGGUUUAUCUGAACUCUCAGAAAGUGAGUAUCUUUCAUCAAUGAUGGGAUCAUCGUUUGCUGAAGAAAUAGGUGUAUUUGGCCAUAAACCAUCAGUCUUAGGAGAUAUGCUUGCUGGUAAGAAAGUUAGAGUCAGAACAAGGGUUGGGAACUACAUGAGAACCUUCCAUGGUGAAUGUUCACCCUCCGAUUUGGAGACAGCCUUGCAGCUUGUCUAUCAACUUUUUAUGAAAUAUGUAACACCAGGAGAAGAAGUCGAUUUAGUGAUGCAAAGGACAGAAGAAUAUAUUCGUGCUGAAGAGAGGGAUCCUUAUACUAUAUUUAGAAAUCGAGUGACUGAGCUUCACCGUGGAAACUCUUACUUUUUUAAGCCUCUUAAAAUAAGUGACCUUAGUAAUGUUAAUCCAUCAAAAGCCUGUGAAUAUUUCAACAGCUGUUUCAAGGAUCCAUCAACUUUCACAGUUGUGAUUGUUGGUAAUAUUGAUCCUGCAGCUGCGAUUCCUUUAAUGCUGCAGUACUUGGGAGGAAUACCAAAGCCAUCAGAACCUGUUCUACACCUUAUGAGUGAUUACAUCAAAGGACUACCAUUUAACUUUCCAACAACCGUAGUUAGAGAAGUGGUGCGCAGCCCCAUGGUGGAAGAACAAUGUUGGGUCACUCUAUCCUUUCCUGUGGAGCUGACAAAAGUGACAACGGUAGAAGAGAUUCUUUAUCUUGACUUCCUAAGUGAACUUUUUGAAACAAAAAUAUUACAGGUUCUCCGUUUCAAGCAUGGACAGAUCUACUCUGCAAGUGUUUCAGUAAACCUUAGCGGCAACAUGCCUCAUAGGACCGACGACAUGCAUGGCUAUAUUAGAAUACAUUUUUCUUGUGACCCGAAAAUUUCCUCUAAGCUGGUUGAUAUUGCUUUGGAUGAAAUAUUGCAUCUCCAAGAAGAAGGGCCUUCAGACCAAGAUGUUUCUACCAUACUGGCAAUUGAACAGAGAUCCUAUGAAAAUGGACUACAGGAUAAUAACUACUGGUUGCAGAAGAUUUUAGACAGCUACCAAUCUAGGAUCUAUUCUGGUGAUAUUGGCAAUGCAUUUCAGGUUCAUGAAGAAGGACGUUCCAGAAUUAGAGAAUCACUCACACAAUUAACGACACAGUCAGCAAUGCAAAGGAUAAUGCCCUACCCUUGCAAAAAUCAAUACACUGCUGUGAUUUUAAUGGCCCAACCACGUGCGUCAAAGUGGCUGAGAUCUGCUCUGUUAUGGAAGCCUAGUGAUAGAGACACAAAGAUUUUAGCUGGCGUUGCUGGUCUGACAGUCUUGGCUUUCAGUUUCUGGAGACAUUCACGGAAAUCUUAGGAAAAUUGUAUAUAUCAAAGCUUCAUAUACUAGGAAAGUUUACAGCUUCCAACAAUAAUCACAGACUUACUUCAUGGAUGAAAGUGAAGAUAUCCUAUCCCAGGUACAAGGCUAUCCCACAUUUUUUUAAACAUGAAUGAAUGCAUACUAAUUUUUUUAGGCCUCCCGUUGCUGCAUCAUUGUUCUUUCUUGUUGGCUUUUUGUUCUAUUAAUUGAGAUUAUGUUAACUUGAAGAACAGAAUUAGAUCAAAAUCGAAAGUCAGCGAAUGCAUGCCCAAACUACUACUUUGAUGAAAUCAAAUGCUUGAUACUGAUUCAACGCAGAAAGCACUGAAAGCAACUACACAUGCAAAUCACAAAUAAGCACAGAGGAACAAAACAAGCAAUCAUCAUAAUGAAACAUCAAGAACAAGCCAUUCACUAUCGAAGUAAAGAAACGAGGGAAGCUUAACUCAAUACGCCGGAGGCAUCCAUGUCGAUGCAUUUGCUUAAAAAUCCAGAAGCCACACUUCAGACCGUUCCUAUGCGACCUGAUUUCAAGGAUUUUGAGCAGAUUCGCGAUGAUCAAUAAGUAUAGUAAAUCUCAACGAAAUGAAAAUACGGCAGAAAGAAACUGAAAAUCAAGAAGAAGAAGAAAUAAUUGCUUCAGAUUCGUGGCGAAGCCACAAAGGAGGCGUAAUCGAACUGUCUGCAACUAACCGGACCGGAUCACCGUGGACUUUCCGCCGACGAUUUGCUUCUGAGAAUUGCGUCCGGAAUAGUAAUAGUCAUCGCCUUUUUUUUUUUCUGAGAAAGCAAUGUGGAAUCUGAACGGAAAUCACUGCUGCCAUGAAAAAGAGCAUCUUCAUUUUUAUUUUCCCUCUUCUUUUGAGGCGUUUUACUUUUUCUCUCAUGCGUAGAUUGUUAAAAGGGGCCUCCUCAACAUUCUAAACAUGAUUUGAUUAUGUUCUCCACCUUUCAAUUUUU